AUGCCUGGUGCAGAACCAGCUGAUUAUGAGUAUGGUAGACCAAUGGAACUUGAUGAUCAACAACAACAAAGUGCGACAGCUUAUUACUCUCCGAAUAAUUUUCCGAUGGGUUUGACGGCAGAAGGAUAUAAUCGACUUCAAACCGGCAAUACAGCAGCUUCUAACUUGCGGGUCAAUCGAUCCCCAUAUUUGACCGCAGCCUGGGGCGACCGUCCGCCGCAUCUUGAAGAUAACUUUGGCUUGACUGAGGGUCAAACAGGUAUACAAGGUGGCUCCGAUGGAUAUACAGGUGAUAGUUUCUUCAAUGGCUACACAAGUCCAACGUUCACAUCGUCAACCUCUCUUCGUGCCAACCCACCACUUAGUACAGGCUCACCUCGACGUGCCUUUACUAACCACGGAGGAAAUUCGUACUUUCCUAACUCUAGAAUGGCACCAAGUCAAUCAGCCAGUUUCAACCCACUACCUAGUACAAAUUCAGCUCAACUUAUCUUCGCUGGCCCAGAAAGAAGUUCAUUUUAUCCUAACGCUAGAAUGGCAUCAAAUCAACUACCCGCUUUCAACCCACCACUCAAUACAUGUUCGAAUCAACGUGCCUUUACUAGCCAAGGAGGAAACUCGUACUAUCCUAACUCUAGAAUGGCACCAAAUCAAUCAGCCGGUUUCAACCCUUCACUCCACACAAGUUCAGCUCAACUUAUCUUCAAUGGCCAAGAAAGAAGUUCAUUCUGUCCCGACUAUAGAAUGACACCAAGUCAACCACCCGCUUUCCCACCACUCAACACUGGUCCAACCCAACCUACCUUCACUAAGCAAGGAAGUUCAUUCUAUCCCAACAGUGGAAUAGCACGAAGUCAAUUAGCUAUUUUCAACCCACACCUGCACAUGGCUUCCACUCGUAAUAACCAGUUACGUACCCCAGCACACUCGACUCCACCCGAUCCAAAAACUUGUUUCAGCUCUUUCAGAAUCACCCCAUCCGGUCACCAAGUCGCCCGCAACGACCCGGGUCAGACAUCUCCUUCAGAUUUUGUACAGAUACGUGUUCAAGAUAAUGGAAGCUCCUCCAGCGCGUUGGACGAGAUAAUAGCGUCCCAAUCACUCCCUGAAAGUGUGCAAUAUGCUACUCAGUCAGAAAUGGACCAAGAUUACGAAGAAAUGUUUCCUGUCAAUGAUUCCAAGGCCAAUACCGAGCCGAAUAUGUCGGGCUGGAUGUCUGAUUUUAUGGAGACCAUGCCAUAUGAGAAAACAUACGUUGGUCACAAACACACUGGUGAACAAUAUACUGGCCGAGCAUCCACUGAAUACCAUGGAGAUGGCUCUACUACAGCAUGCUCGAUCGACACCACAUUGGAGAUCGAAGCUUUUGAAAAUUCGCGAAAAAUAUCAAAUGCAAUAGUGGACGAGUCCGACAAGCAGAAGUUACUUCGUGAUGCAGCUAUUACAUGGGCUGAGACAUUUGUGCCUACUGGCAUGAUUUCACAACACGAAAAGCAAGAAAAGAAGUACGUAUCUAAUAAGGUUUACGCAUAUCACCCCCGAGGUUGUGAGAAUUAUUACUACCGAUCUGUAGUCGGCGAUGAAGUAUAUGUUGAACACUGGGCUAACAACAAAACCCGCACGGGAGUGUGGAACCAUCCCGGUAAUGAAUUUCCUUCGCGCAUUUUUGAUGAAUACCCCUCUGAUUGGAGUACAAACGUGGACCCCAACAUCGCAUUUUCGAGAAAUCCACAAAAACAAAAGGAGUUGAACGAUCUUCGCAAUCAACUUUGCUCAAGACAUAACACCUCCGCCGAAGAUCGUUACAAACCUGCUGAUCCUGACACACGGCCUAGUUGGCAAUAUCACCCGGGGGGAAUAAUAAGUACAAUCGAUCACGGUACUGUUGAUGUUCCUAGAUCUUCCAUCACAAGAGAUUCAAUCAUGCGGGUAGUUUCGAGAAUUUCAAAUCCAAUCUUCACUGGCGCUACAUGCGGCGGAUCUUUCAGCUUUUGGGGUCCAAAUUCUCGGCCACCUAGUGAAAGGCGUCAAACUACUCAUAUUUCCAAUAAGGAACGAAGAAAUGCUCUUAGGCGUAUUAAGGAUCUUCUUGACAGGACAUGGAAUUUGCCAAGUAUGCAAUUAGAGCUUCAUAUUGUAUAUUGCAUGUUUAAGGAAUGCAAUUCUUCUCCCGGGUUCGGCCAGAGUCCAUACCUGUGUGUAAAACUUGCGACAUUCGACAAAUUCCCGAAAUUGCCCACUGAGUUGCAGUGGAUGAUCUGGGAAUAUUGCUUUCCUUCUAAAACAGAGCACCUUGGUCUUGUGGUUACAACGGGCAAUCUUAGGAAUGAAGAUCAUAAAAUCGAACUACCCAUAACUUUAAGUAUUUGUCGUCAAACCCGCGAGUUAACACAACGCUACUACACUAUUGUGGACAAGCCGAAAUUUCGAAGGGGAUCAAGAUACAUAUACCAGAGCCAAGUAACAUAUGACAAGCGCAAGCAGAAGUAUUCGCAGCCAAGACAGCUGGCUCUUGGUCCACAAGAUGCAGUAGCCAUCUCAGAUGAUACUCCCGAGAACAGAAUGGAAACUACCCUUGAGUGGUACAAUCAAAUCAACGAGAAGCAUAGUAAAGGCUUGCAGAGUAUCCGUCACUUGGAAAUUCGAGAUAUUCGUAAUUCUCAUGGCGAUCUCCUUGCCGCUUCUCGUCGUAUCAAUAGCAACGCAGACCGUUCUCGUCUCAUACCAAGAGUUUUCUCGAAUGGCAGUUUAGCCAUGUUUAAGAAUCUCCAAACACUAACACUUACGAAUAUGCCGCCGCCCGCGAUCAAUUUUCUAGGCCCCCAACCGUUUCGUAGAGAAGAACAAGAGGUUCUGAAAAACUUGAUUUCGGAUUAUCUUGAUCAAACAAGAAUUGGUGAUGAUAGGCUUGUGGCCAAAGAGAACAUAAAGAUUAGAGACUUCACAUCGAUGGAGGGUCAAAAAGUGAAGAAAGACAAUGGAAGGAUGGAUUUCAACGAAGAAUUCCAUUCGAAGAUGUUAACACAUCUUCCAGAAAAAUAUCAAAACUAG
Messenger RNA from Botrytis porri, 3051 nucleotides. RefSeq lists its product as uncharacterized. NCBI's taxonomy places the organism in Eukaryota, Fungi, Ascomycota, Leotiomycetes, Helotiales, Sclerotiniaceae. Bases 1 to 3051 code for a protein of 1016 amino acids. The transcript is spliced from 5 exons. The record is from RefSeq and is a predicted model, not a curated record.